Molecule: messenger RNA, 3412 nt
Organism: Lineus longissimus
Lineage: Eukaryota; Metazoa; Nemertea; Pilidiophora; Heteronemertea; Lineidae
Product: FMRFamide receptor-like
Exons: 3
Coding region: 515-1561 (348 amino acids)
Biological process (GO): G protein-coupled receptor signaling pathway
Cellular component (GO): membrane
Molecular function (GO): G protein-coupled receptor activity
Source: RefSeq, a predicted model, not a curated record
UCCAGGGGUCUUCGAAUCAUAUCCGCCCUUCGCCACGUGGAGAGUUUUACCACAGCUUCUCGUAUGACAUGUAAAUGGACGACUUCCAACCAGAUCCGCUGGCGAUACAAGCUGAGAUCUGUUGCAUCAAGAGAUGCUCCUACUACCUACCCGGUUAUCUACCACGAUAUCUUAGAGGACACCUAUUCUUCUGCGCUAAAGGACCAGAACUGUCUUUGCGACAGCAAGUGAUUGGUCUGGUCCUUCCCAUCGCGGUGUGUCGUCGUCUGCGGUACAUCUACCGCGCAGCAAGGAAGCAACAGUACCACAGCUGAAAGGAUAAGGAAUCAUACCAUUAUUAGAAGUAGUAAAUCCGUGAGCAUCAUUUCAGAGAUUUACAUCAAGCGGCUCGAAGUUGUUUUUUAAUCACCUAGAAACCGAACUCUAACACUGAUGAAGGUUAGUUUACGGACCCAGCCAUACACCACAUGAUUGACCCUUUCCUUGUUUCUUCUCCAAGAACGCAGCCUUACUCAUGACGAAUCAAGGUCCUGUCAAUGCGACGGCGGCGACCAAGUCGCCCGCUGUCGAGACCCUAGAAUACAUCUACUGGGUAGCGAGUUACAUCUACUACGUGCCGACCGUGAUCGGGGUCCCGGGCAACAUCAUGUCCAUCCUGGUCACCAUGCAGAAGGACAACCGGCGCAUCUCCACCAGUGUCUACAUGACCGCUCUCGCGGUGGUCGACACCUUGACGCUACUGGUCGGCAACAGCGCAGCACUUGCCUCCUAUGGCCCGCUACGAGAUUGGCUUCAUGGUGACAUGUCGAAAUAUUUUGAGGCAUGUUGGUACCUCGCCUACACCACCGCCAUCUUGUCUGGCUUCUUCCUCAUGGAGAUGACCAUCGACCGCCUCAUUGUUGUGCGGUAUCCCAUGGCGGCGGCGCGGCUCUGCACCAGCAAGAGGGCAAGGUGGACAGUCCUCAUCACCACAGGGGUCAUCAUGGCGCUCAACGCCAACAUGAUUUGGAUCUUCAAGUAUCAGUACGACCCCGAAACAAAAGCUGAGUCUGUGCUGCCCCACCGACCUGACAGUCCUCAACUAGAAGUAUUCGCCUCAAUGUUCCAACUGGUAUUUGGCACCUUGCUACCAUUCUUCGUCAUCCUCACUAUGAAUCUCUGGAUAAUCUACACUGUAAAACAGGCCGCAGCCAAACAACGUCAUCUAACGUCAGCAACGAAAACCAGCGGCGAUGAGAAACGGAAACAAGAAAUGAGUCAUUUGACGCGCAUGCUCAUUCUAGUCAGUGCCGGGUAUGUCGUCUGCUCCAUUCCGAUGCGAAUCGAUGAAGUUGUAAUGGAUUUAGACAUCAUAAAAGAAAUUUACAUUGAAGGGGAUGUCUAUUGGAACAUUCGUUCAUUGACUAUUUACGUUAUUCUUUCUGAUUUAUGGCUUAUGAACUUUGCAGUGAAUUUUUAUCUUUAUUGCAUUGGUGGAAAAAAGUUUAGGAAAGAUGCUCUCAUGAUCUUGAAAGGUCUGGGCAAUCCUCGGAAAUAUAAAUUAGCAUCUCAUUAUCGAUAGACCAACCAUAUUUACUGGUCAGAGGAGCAAUCUCCUAAACUCGUCAUUGGUAACGGGUUGCUUACUGAUACUAGCACCGUUCAUCAGCGUAUUGGCCUCUUCUGGUUGGUUACUUCCGGUUUGAGAGGCAUCAGAUGGCGUCCUCUCAUUGGCAGAUUGGUAAGAGGAGAUGAAGCUUUAUUUGUUACAAACUUAUUACGUCAGUUACCAGAACGUUGAUAUGAGUCUUAAUAGAUUGAUACAGUUGAACCCCAGUAGGCGACCACACCGCUAUGACGACCAAGAAUCGCCGGUUCCGAAUGGUUUCCUCUCUAAAUACCAUUACAAGGCCCCCGGUAACACGACCACUGGCCUAUUUGGCCGUCCCAAUAACCAAAUUCACCCCUCUAGCCCGACCAAAGGGCCUAAUUGACGUGAACUAACUUAUGAAAAAGUUCAACAACUUUGGCAGUAAAACUUAAUCAUGCAUUUUGUCCCCGGAUAUUCAACGUCACUAACGUGACCACCCCGGUAACGCGACCAUUCAACCUGUGUCCCAUGAGUGGUCGUGUUACCGGUGUUGCACUGUAUAUAUUCCUUUUUGGCCAAUCGAUAAUCCUAAAAUCAGUUGCAUAAAACAGAAACAAUAAAAGAAAGACUGGGAAACACUAUUGAGGUUUCACUAUAGCAACUGUUUUAAUCCUGGAUUUGCCCAACUUUCUACGGCCAUGAACACCUCAUGUUUUAACAUUGUGCUGGAUGUAGACAAGUUGGGGCGAGCCAUCGCUACAACACCUGCUAGAACAGACGGUGCCACAACAAAGAUACACCUAUCGGCGACUUCGUGUAACUUCAUCUGGCCCACCUGUCUUAACAAUAUCAUACGCGAUGAGUUGUCAACCAUGACCGAUGGUUUGAGCACACAGAAGCAGCCCAUCCGGACUAUGACGACCACACCCCCAAGAAUCCCGGCCGUUAAACGAGUUUCACCGCCUAUCUUCUUCACCACAUUUGAUGAUAAUGUUUUAUCGCGAUAAAUCAUCUUUUAUCAGACAAAAUUGUUAGAAUCUGAAACCAGGUAAGCCAUGCAAAUGCCACCUCGUCUCCAGGCUACUGAAUUAGUUCGUUUGUAAGCAACUCAAUGUCAUUAUGCUUUUCCUGAGAUCUGGGGACGACGAUAUGAACUUUUUUCUUCAGCAGACUCUGUACGAUCCUUGAGCCAAUUUAGAGUUAUUAGUUGGUGAUUUUUCGCGUGAAUAGUUGCGACAUUACCUUUCCUGAUGAGCGCUCACAUCCCUAUUAGCUCCCCGGCGAUACUCCACUCCACUAAUAACUGUUCAUUCAAGCCAAUUCUGGCGCACUUCAAACCCGUAUUGUUUAUCUAAAUGCUAAUAAAUGAUUAGCAAAUUAUUUGGAAAUGAGCAGCGGCUAACGUGAUAAGGCAUGGUAUUGGUAGCUAGUGAGGCGAGAGGCGCGACACGCCGAUAAAUUGGCUGAGAUGGAGACAUAAUGAGGCAAACGCGUCAACCACGAACGAUUUCAUUAUUUUGCAUGUGUUACGAUAUUUCGCGGCAAAACAGCAGCAAAUGAGUUUGCAGGUGAGCGAGGAAGGUGUUUAUCGAUGAGUUUGCAUGCGGACAACGAACUUGGUUCACAUGCAUUGAUAUUUACCUCAAUCAAAGGAUUUGCCGUCACUACAUAUGAUGUAUAGAAUUCCUGAUUUUUCCAAUCACGACACUCACAACACUCGACUAUUCUCUCGCAUUAAGUUAGCAAGAAAUUAUUUAUUUUCUUCUCGCUCCCCUUUCAUCUGAAACUUGUGAUCGAUCACACAAAAUUUCGAAGAUAUAAUAACGAUAUGUCAUACUCUGA